Molecule: messenger RNA, 2530 nt
Organism: Mus pahari (shrew mouse)
Lineage: Eukaryota; Metazoa; Chordata; Mammalia; Rodentia; Muridae
Gene: Hoxb4
Product: homeobox B4
Exons: 2
Coding region: 1507-2259 (250 amino acids)
Biological process (GO): regulation of transcription by RNA polymerase II; anterior/posterior pattern specification; embryonic skeletal system morphogenesis
Cellular component (GO): nucleus
Molecular function (GO): DNA-binding transcription factor activity, RNA polymerase II-specific; RNA polymerase II cis-regulatory region sequence-specific DNA binding
Source: RefSeq, a predicted model, not a curated record
UCCGCUCAUAUUCUUUCCCAGAAGAAAAAUAGAUUAUUUCCUAAAUGAGGACAAUCCAGUGACUGGCUCCAAGAAGACUCCUUUUCUUUUCCUCCCUCAACCGAUUAGGGAGAAAUCUCAUCUACCUGAGGUGUCCCCAUGCCCGCCCCUGGAAGCUUGGGUUCUUGUUCACUCAAGAGGUUAAUGUUACUGGUGCUUUAAAUUUUAUCUUUAAGCCCCAACCUACCUAUUUUUAUUCUGGGUCCAGGGGGCUUUAUUGGAAAUCACGAGGGGAGAAAAAAGACUACUGAAGGCUGCAGUGUGCAAAGGCAAAGGAAAUUUGCUUUUCAAACGGAUGCGGAGAUGACUGUUUCGUUGAGUUCAAGACAAGAUGCCCUGAAAAUAUAAGGUUGCCAUGGGUGUACUUGUGAGUGUGAUGUUGGUGGGGGCGUCACAGCUAGGGCUUCUUUACUUAGUAUUCAAGGUUGUGAAAUUUCUUUCUGCCACACUGACAGAGGCAGCGGCUUUAGCGGCAAUUAUAACUCUUGCUUAGCAUUGCUUCGACGAAUCUGGAAUUAGCAAAUUACUAUUCAAUUGGUUUUCGAAACUUGCAGGUUUGAUUAGGUUUCAUUCUAUCCUCUGUCUUUAGUGGAGGGAGUGGAGCCCGUUCCUCUGACCUUGGGCCUUGUGGGUUAAAGGGAGGGAGUGAUGAAGAGGACAGACUGACAGACACAGCGAAGCUCAUAGUGCAGCUAAAUGCGAUUUGGAAGGCGAAGUCUCCCCGAAUUAGUGCGUGAAUUUCCUAUCGAUCCGCUCGCGGUCCCAUUCGUCUCUGACAAGUCCCUCUGUGCACCGGCCCUCUAGCUCCCGACACCUCCUCACUCACCUCCUACCCCUCCCCAUCUGGCUGCACUGUGAAGCUCCAAGCUCAGCCGCCCCUAUGACCUAGUGGGUACCCAUUUCAAGAAGGCGCUCCCUGGUCGGUCAACCACUUAAAACGCCACACAGACCCCCAGUGCGUGGUGAGCUCCCUCUUAUCCUGGGGAGGAGAUGGGGCCCUAUGGGAGUCAGAGAAUGGUUGCUGGAGGUUAGGUAGGGCGGGGGUGGGGGCUACACCCGGAGCCCCAACUUCUGAGGGAUGCAGGGAUUGUGCUCUGCCCACCCACGCCCCCCAAAACAGGCCCUCCAAUUAACCUGCUCACUCUUCCUUAGUUCAUCACCCCUCUCUGUUGUGGAGAAAGCCAGGCGAGGAGGGGGUCGCCCCGCGGGAGCCCUAUGUAAAUCCUGGUGUUGGUUGGGUGGGGAGGGGUAGAGAAGGGGAAAUAAACCUCUUUGGCUGGAGUAGGGUCCGGGUGAGCAGAUUUCCUUAUCCGGGAAUCGCAGGCCGGGUGGCCAUUGGCUCGGAGGAUCACGUGGGCCUCUAACUUUGUUCACUUGACAGUAAGUAGGAGGGCUUUCGGAAACAGGAAAACGAGUCAGGGGUCGGAAUAAAUUUUAGUAUAUUUUGUGGGCAAUUCCCAGAAAUUAAUGGCUAUGAGUUCCUUUUUGAUCAACUCAAACUAUGUCGACCCCAAGUUCCCUCCGUGCGAGGAGUAUUCACAGAGCGAUUACCUACCCAGCGACCACUCGCCCGGGUACUACGCCGGCGGCCAGAGGCGAGAGAGCGGCUUCCAGCCGGAGGCGGCCUUUGGGCGCCGGGCGCCGUGCACUGUGCAGCGCUACGCGGCCUGCCGAGACCCCGGGCCCCCGCCACCUCCGCCGCCCCCGCCGCCCCCGCCACCGCCCGGGCUGUCCCCUCGGGCUCCCGUGCAGCCAACAACCGGGGCCCUCCUCCCGGAGCCCGGGCAGCGCAGCGAGGCGGUCAGCAGCAGCCCCCCGCCGCCUCCCUGCGCCCAGAACCCCCUGCAUCCCAGCCCGUCCCACUCCGCGUGCAAAGAGCCCGUCGUCUACCCCUGGAUGCGCAAAGUUCACGUGAGCACGGUAAAUCCCAAUUACGCCGGCGGGGAGCCCAAGCGCUCUCGGACCGCCUACACUCGCCAGCAGGUCCUGGAACUGGAGAAGGAGUUUCACUACAAUCGCUACCUGACGCGCCGCCGGAGGGUGGAGAUUGCCCACGCGCUCUGCCUGUCUGAGCGCCAGAUCAAGAUCUGGUUCCAGAAUCGGCGCAUGAAGUGGAAAAAAGACCACAAGUUGCCCAACACCAAGAUCCGCUCGGGUGGCACCGCGGGCGCAGCCGGAGGUCCCCCUGGCCGGCCCAACGGAGGCCCCCCUGCGCUCUAGUGCCCCCCAAGCAGGAGCUCGAACAUGGAGGGGGCGGGGGGAACAGCGAGCACCGAAGGGGGGUGCGGGGUAUGGGAGGGUCCCCGGGCUUGAGCCCAGAAAAACCUAUCUACCCUACCCCCACUUUAUCUAUAAGGAAUAAACACAGAGAAUGGGGGUAGGGAAGCCUUAUUUAUAGAAACGACAAUAGGGAGCCGGGUAAAGUCCUUCGGAAGCAAGAUUCGAGUCUCUUGCUUUCUUCCUUAAAAAAAGAAAAAGAAAGAAAGAGAGA